Molecule: messenger RNA, 405 nt
Organism: Opisthorchis viverrini
Lineage: Eukaryota; Metazoa; Platyhelminthes; Trematoda; Opisthorchiida; Opisthorchiidae
Exons: 2
Coding region: 1-405 (134 amino acids)
Source: RefSeq, a predicted model, not a curated record
AUGUGUCCUUCUGUUGGCGAGUGUUCCGCAACCUAUGCAGGACGUCUUAAACGAUGCCUAUCAAUCAUUAUUUUGCAGUCCGGCGGGUGUUCUCCUAAGGAGCCAAGCCCAAAAGCUAGAGCGCCCAGCGUUGAUUGCUACGGAUACGGGGCCGUGAAUUCCAACAGCCUGCUGCAGAAGAAGCUCCUUGCCUUCUGGUAUGUCGAUGUAUCCGGUGACAUUUACAGCAGCAUACUUGGCAUCGAAACUGCACUGCUUAGCAUAACCAGUAGUACCAGAAACGUAGGGGUAGUGGAGUUCCGUGUCUAUUCCCUUAGACUCCUUCACAUACUCAAACGCGAGGUCCAUCAGACCGCCAUUGCAUCCGUGGUUGCGACUACUGCAGUCAACAAGCUGCUGUUCUGA